Messenger RNA from Podarcis muralis (Common wall lizard), 1908 nucleotides. RefSeq names its product MARCKS like 1 (gene MARCKSL1). Lineage: Eukaryota; Metazoa; Chordata; Lepidosauria; Squamata; Lacertidae. The record is from RefSeq and is a predicted model, not a curated record. Gene Ontology annotation, molecular function: calmodulin binding; actin filament binding. Gene Ontology annotation, biological process: actin filament organization; central nervous system development. Gene Ontology annotation, cellular component: cytoplasm; plasma membrane.
UCGACGAGGCGGGCGGCAGAGGUGGUCGCUCGGUCGCGCACAGCCGGAGUGGGCACAGCGAGGGGGGUGCGCCGCAGCCGUCGGACCCGAUCCCAGCUCCUCCUCCUCCUCCUCCCGGGGGCGCUCUUUCCUCUCGGGGGGAGCCUUGGCCAAAGGCGCGCCCGGGGCUCCUGCCCAGCGCCCGCCCUUCCGUCCUGGGAUUAUUGUUACUUCGGAGCCGUCUUCGGGUGUGACUCGCCUCGCUCCGCAGCAGCCAUGGGGAGCCACAGCUCGAAAGCCGCCAAGGGGGACGUGAUGGCCCAGGAUGCCGCCGCCGCCGCGGACGCCUCGCCCUCCAAGGCCAACGGCCAGGAGAACGGCCACGUGAAGAUCAACGGGGACGUGUCUCCCAAAGCUGACGGAGAAGCCACCCCGCUCAACGGAAACGGAUCCGCGGAGCCGGUCAAGGAGGAAGCCAAGUUAGAAGCGGGCAGCGGUGAUGCCAUCGAGCCGGCCCCCGUCACCGAAGGCGCCGAAGCCAAGCCAGCAGACGGGGCCACGGAUUCGGCCGCAGCUCCCAAAGAGACCCCCAAGAAGAAGAAGAAGUUCUCUUUUAAGAAGUCUUUCAAGCUGAGCGGCAUCUCCUUCCGGAAGACCAAGAAGGAAGCGGGAGAUGCUUCGGCCGUGUCCUCCCCCAGCGAGGAGCAAGGCAAGGCGGAGGCCAAGGGGGAGGAGAACCUGGCGUGUGCUGCAGGGGAGUCGGAGCAGGAGGCCGCCACCAAAGAGGAGAGCCCCGAAGAGAAGCCGGCCGCCCCAGUUGAGCCGGCUGCUACGGCGGCCGCCCCUGAGGGCCAGCAGGAAGCGGAGAGCAAGAGAGAAGUGGCAAGUGAAGGACCAGAGGAGGAGGAAGAGAAGCAGCAGCAGCCGCCACCCAGCGAGAGCCAGGAGGACACGAAGCCAGGAGAGACCUCAAAACCAGCAGAGGCGGAGCCCAGUCCUGCACCUGCUGAGCAGAAGGAAGAGUAGAGGCAGCUUAACGAUGUCCACCUAACUUAAAAAGAAAAAGAAAAAAAGAGACUUAUUUGUGCCAUCCUUCUCAUCCCCAGUAACCCCUUUGGAACUGCUGCCUUGUUCACACAACACACACCACACACAAUGCCACAAACACAAGUCUCUCGGCGUAGAACUGACAAGCUUUCACUCCAGUGUCCCCCUCCCCCUUUUCUCACUCUUCAUCCAACACAGUUAAGCAAAAAACCAACUUGUAUCCUUGGUGCCCAGCACAGCCACCGCUACCACUCAGGAGUAGGCGUUCUUAAGAUCCUUCUGAAACUCUUACGGAGGAAAUACUGUUCCUGGAUGCAACUGGAAAUUUGCUCAGUUUAAUGAGACUCCAGAUAUUAACACCGGGUUCUGGUCUCUCUCUGAUCUUCUGUUUCUACUAAUCCUCAAAGCAGCUUUUUCAAAAAGAAAAGGAGUCCAAUAAACCAGCAACUGACCGUUCUUCAAAACGGAUAUUCUCUUUUAUCUCUUCUUGGUUUACAUUCCUGGUUCUGACUUCAUUUAAAAGUAUUUUGUGCUUUUUAUAGAAACCAACAGUUUAAAAGCUAAUCUGGUUAGUUUUUUAUAAUGUCUUGCUCUUGGCUUUAAACUAUAAAGCUUGUAAGUCCACUGUGUUUAAUUUGACUUCAGAGGGAGAACUUCUUUGGGGUUUAUUUAGGGGGGGCACUUGGGUGGGGGGGCAGGGGGUGAGGGAGAGUGCUGGCUGUAUGCUGUGACUUCAGUUUUUUGUUUCAUUGUCUUUGUAAAUAAUUUUUUAAUGACCCAACUUCUGAUCUGCAAUUUUCUAACUCCUAAAUGAAAAAAAAAAGUUGUAUGGGUCUUAUUGUAACAUUUGAAAGGAAUAAAUGGUGACCCCUUUAUGGAUUA